AUGGAAAACAGCGAAAACCCAUUUAACAUAGACCCAAAACAGCAAAAGAAGUACGAAGCAAAAAAACGAGCAGAGGAAAUAAAGGAACUAGAAGCAAAAUAUGAAGAAGACCUUGCCUCAUACACAGAAACAGAAGAGGAAGUAGAAUAUGAAGAAAGCCAAGAAGAGAACAUUGCAAUACAAGAAAUCAUAGAGAAGAUAAAAAAGAAAGAUCCAGAGAUUUAUGAUGGGAAUAAAAAGAUAUUUGAAGAGAUAAAACAAGCACAUAAGAAGGAGACAACAGAGAAACCAGCAGAUAAACAAAAGGAGUCAUCAUAUAGAUUAAAGGACUACUACAGAGAGAAAACAUUGGAUAUAAUGAAUAAGACACCAGAAGAAACAACAGAAGAACUCUUCCCAACAAAAGAAGAAGACUCAUGUUCUGAAGAUGCCUCAGAAGAGAAUCAAGUAAGAGACAGAAAACAAGAAAGAAUAAAGAGAAAAACAGAAUAUAAUGAAGAACAAAAAGAGAACAUAAAAGCAUUUAUAUCUGUAAUGGAAGAGAUAAACACAACAGAUGAACUAUUCCAGAAAAAACCAGAAGAAGCAGUGAAAGAAGAAGACCCAGAAAACUUUCUGACAGAAUAUGUUUUAAAAGGGGGCUGGCAGAAAGAGAAUGAAACGAACAAAGAAGAAGAAUUAUUAUUCCUAGAAGAAGACAGUGAAGAAUUAGAAUUAAUUGAAGAGUUUGAUAAAGAAACCAUUCCAACAACACAAGGAAAAUUCGCAACUGUUAAGAAACCUGUUCAAAAAAGGAAAAGAAAGGAAUUAAAGAAGAAACUUAGAAACAGAGAAGACGAAAAAAUAAAACAAGAAGAAAUAAAAAGAUUGAAGAAUCUUAAAAAACAGCAAUUCAUGGACAGAAUUUCUAUUUUAAGAAGUGUCUCUGGGCUAAGUAAAAGACAAUUAUCAAAAAUUAAAUUAGAUGAAGUUUAUGACAGAAAGGAGUUUGAUAAAACCUUAGAAGGUCUUUUUGGUGAAGAAUACUUUAAUAAAGAAGAAGAAGAAAGACCAAAAAUCAAAGGAUAUGAAACAGAAGCACAGGAGCUCAAACAAUUAGAAGAAUUAGCAGAGAAUGCAGAAUUACAACAAGAUAGAACAUCAGUAAGUGAAAUUAAAAAGAUCCUAUCAGAAAUAAGAGAAAUAGGGAAAGAAUAUGCAACAUUAAAGAAACAAGGAGACUUUGAAUAUGUAGAAAUGCCAGCAGUUAAUAUUGGAUUAUCUACUAGAGAAAUUUUAUUAGCAGAUGAUAAAUUCCUUAAAAUGCAUUAUUCAAUAAAGAACUAUGCGCCAUUUAAAAACGAUUAUAAAAGAAAAUAA
This is a messenger RNA of Nematocida parisii ERTm1, 1359 nucleotides long. RefSeq lists its product as uncharacterized. The record is from RefSeq and is a predicted model, not a curated record. Gene Ontology annotation, cellular component: 90S preribosome; nucleolus. NCBI's taxonomy places the organism in Eukaryota, Fungi, Microsporidia. The transcript has a single exon. The coding region runs from base 1 to 1359 and encodes 452 amino acids. Gene Ontology annotation, biological process: endonucleolytic cleavage in ITS1 to separate SSU-rRNA from 5.8S rRNA and LSU-rRNA from tricistronic rRNA transcript (SSU-rRNA, 5.8S rRNA, LSU-rRNA).